Molecule: messenger RNA, 2848 nt
Organism: Phaedon cochleariae (mustard beetle)
Lineage: Eukaryota; Metazoa; Arthropoda; Insecta; Coleoptera; Chrysomelidae
Source: the annotation of a GenBank genome assembly
CUUAUUUUCUAUCACGAAUUUGGUGUAUAUUUCAUUAUUUAUCAUGUUUUUUCUUUCUUAAAAUUAAUAAAAUCCUGAAAAUAUAAUAAUUAUUUAGAAACGGCACAAUGGUCGGCUUGGGUCGGCAUCAUAAACAAGAGAAUUAUAGUCUGUCGACCGUUCGGCAACCUAAAAAAAAACUAUAGAUUGCCGACUGGUCGGCUGUCUAUACACUUCCUUCUUCCUUUUUGUUUUUUGUGUUGUGACUGUUGUGCCAUUGUUGUGCUAUGGCUAUGAUUGCUAUGAAUAAAUAUGUGAAAAUAUGGGUGUUGUGGUGCACGAUCAGUAAAAACCUGUUAAAUUUUGUGGUGACUGGUUAUAGUGGUAAUAAUGUUUAUAAUAUUGAAUAAUGUUGAGUAAUUAGUGAACAUUCCUUAUCUCCUUCAAGCAUUGAGUAAAGUGAAAUAUCAUAAUAAUAUAUUAUGGUUAUGACUAUGACUAGGAACAAGUGACAAAGGAUGAUGGAAUAUUUGUCUACUACUGAAAAUGUAUAGAAAUAAUGUAUUUUUGUUAUUAUUUUUAAAGGGUAUCAUAACAUCUUCAGCAUUCAUGGACAAAAGCACCUCUAAUAACUGCACAGAGAUAAGGAACAAUUUUGCAAUUGCCAAUGCCAAUUUCACAUACUGUGCAAUUCAGCAUUCAAGACCUAUAACAUUAUGUGAAAACUGUGUGGACAUAUAUUCAAAUGUUGUAGAAAGUUAUGCCAAUAUGUCUAAGGAUGUAAUCAAUGGAAGUUCUUGUUUAAACCACUUCAUCAACUUGGAUAGGCUUGAAAUUUUACAAACCUUAUACCAAAACAGUUUAGAUUUAUGGAACAGGGCAAAAUGUCAUGAAUGUUUUGUUUUUGAAAAUGGACAGCAUACCAGAAAACAAUCCAAUGAAACUGUACAAUUCCUAAAGUACUACAAUAUUUUUAUGAGCUGUGUUAAUGACACUAAAGAUGCUGAUACCCUAUGUCCUGACUGUAUGAACAAUUACAUUCUUUUAAGAGAUUAUUAUAGUAGUAUAAGUAAAUACAAUGAGAAAAUAGGACUCUGUAUGGAUCUUGUUGAUAUAAUGAACACAACUUGGUCAUUUUGGAGUACAAGCUGUUGUAAAUACCGGGAACAUACUGAAUAUACAUUCAUUUUCUUGAAUGUACUAGUCAUAAUAAUUCCAGCUGUCUUUUACUUGAUAGCACAGUUAUAUGUGAAGAAGAAAGAUCCAACAAUAAUACAGCAAUCAAGAUUUGCUGAGUCAUUGACUGUAUCAGGAACCUGAGGAAUACCUUAUGUGAGUGAUUCAUAUUAUUUUGAUUCUCACAAUACCAUGUCCAAUUCAAAGGGUAUUUUAUGUUUAGGAAUUCUUAUAUUCAUUUUUAUGUUACCAAUUUCAUGGAGGCAAAUAUUGUAAAUUUCAUUGUAACAUUUGUAUAUUUGUUUGUUUUGUAUAUUCGAAAUUUACCUAUUUAUAUAACUAUUUUUACCUGUAAGUAUACAAUUUGUGAUAAUACUCCUAUUCAGAUGUUAAUAUAAAUUAUUUAAACAAUGAAUCUUUUUCUCCUUGUCUUCAUUUCAAGAGGCAAGCCAGAAAAAAUAGCAGUAGCACUCCACUAUUUCAUCCUUCAAAUAUUUGUUCAUUUUCAUAUAGAGAUUUUCAAAUGAUUUUUUAAACAAUAUUUUUAGUCAAAAUUUGAUGGGGAAGAUAACAUAAACAUCUGCUACUAUAAUACAUGUAUUUACAUUUAAGUCUUUUCAAGUGUAUAGCCUCAAAUGAUCCAUUACAAACACACAUAACUAGUUCAAAAUAUACAAAAUACUGUGCAACAUCAUGUCCUGUUUCUGUUUCCAAAUCACUUAUUUUGUUAUCUAUGCCUAGCUUUCUUGUUAUUGUUUUUCUUAGCACUGUUAGGGAAAUUUUUCUGUUUGGCUGAGGUGUCUGUGAUUGGACUGUUUCUGUCCAAGCCAUUUUGGACCCCAUUGGGAAAUGAAUUAGAGUUAGUAGAUUGUUUUCCUGCAGUUUUGAUACUGGAGUCAAUGUGGUUAGUUAAGGAUCCCAUGUUUGUGUCACUGGAGUCUUCAUUUGUUAGAGAUUCUGUUUCACUCUGUCUGUCCACUAGAGAAAUUACUAUUAGUUCAAGAUCAGUUUUAGACCUGUUUGUUACAGACAUCACAAAGCACAGACAUAACUUGAAUCAAAAUUAGUUGAAGGCCCGACCCUAAGCAAAACAAAGUAAAAAUAUCUCAUGCAACAUGCAGGAACAAGGUGAUUCAUGUGAUGAAAGGAUAAAUAAUAAAAUUCAAUCCAAAUCCACCCACAAAAAAGCUAUACAAGGUGACUGUGCAAAACUAAAAAAACAAUGCUUGUGAAAUAAUUUAAUAAAAACUAUAAAAAUAUAUUAAAAUUGUACUGUUACAACAAAACAGAACUAAUAUGAACUACCUACUAGAACAUCUAAAUAUACUUAACACUUUUUACAUCAACUACUACUAUAUGCAUAGGGAUUGGUAGUCUCAGUUUCAUAAGAAUUCUUACUUUUAUCUGGAUUUUGGUCAACAAUCCCACUUACAGCCUGUAAUGAACAAAUAUCAGAUAAGUGGAUUCAUUAUUCUUUCAAUACUAUACAUACUGCCAUUGAUGUAAUUGAUGAUUUUGAGAAUAAUCUUUCAGCUUCUUUGAAUUUCCUAUUGCGUUUAUCUGCUUUGGAGUUUGUAGUCUUAUUACUGGACAGAUAUCUGUCCCAUCCUCUGAUAAUAUUGCCAUAGAGCUGAGUAUCUUCUAGAUAGGAUCCUUCAAAAGCAUAAAUUUGUUUUUCCAAAUUUGCAAGUGU